AUGACAGCCAAACAGCUUGAACAGGAAACCGGCUGCAAAAUUAUGGUCAGAGGCAAAGGCUCUAUGCGCGAUAAGAGAAAGGAGGAAGCUAAUCGUGGGAAACCGAACUGGGAGCAUCUGGAUGACGAGCUACAUGUUCUACUGCAGUGCGAAGACACUGAAAAUAGAGCCAGAAUCAAACUGCAUGCCGCCAUGGAGCAUGUGAAGAAACUUUUAGUCCCUGCGCCGGAAGGAACUGACGAGCUGAAAAGAAAGCAACUAAUGGAGCUUGCUAUAAUUAACGGAACGUAUCGACCAUUUCACAAAUCUGGACUAUCCAAUUCCAAUAGGAUUCUAACUCCUGUACCACUUGUAUCACCAAUUCGUGCUCCAAUCUUCGUCUCUCCAACAAGCAGUCCUAACAGUGUUAGCAUGCAGGUUUCGGCACUACUGACGGCCCUAUUGGACCGCUCUCUCGUUGCGCCACUCUUUUUCGCAACUCUGAUUGUGCGGGCGUGGAAAGAGCGCAAAGUUUCACGACCCCGCCGCUUUCCCCGAGAACAAGCAGAUAAGCAAGCGCAAUUCCUAAAGAACCUAUCACAUUUUCGACCCUGACU
Messenger RNA from Strongylus vulgaris, 596 nucleotides. The record is from the annotation of a GenBank genome assembly. Lineage: Eukaryota; Metazoa; Nematoda; Chromadorea; Rhabditida; Strongylidae.